AUGGUAUUGCAAAGUAGAGGUGAUAAUAAAUUGGCCAAAAAGUCAUUUUUCUUAGAUCUAGAUCAGGAUUAAGAAGAAUAUAAUGUGGGCUAAGGUGGUUUUGAUCUUGCUUUCGGCAUGAAUGGGACCAUGAAGGCGUCAAUUGGAUAUUUUACUUUGAAUCAGGUUGAGAUUUACUUCAACUAAUCAACUAAUUCAACCGAAAAAUUAAGAUAAUCUCUCGAGUUCACAAAAUGCGAUAAUAGAUAUUUCAAUUUCCCUAAUCAAGAUAAAGUCAAAUUACUUAUAAGAUGUAACUAUUUGAUCAAGAAUAAUAACUGCUCUUCUAAAGAGGACAUUGAGACAUAUUUCAAUUAGUAGAAAUUCAAUUUGGCAUUUGUGAAUUAAUAUUUUGAUUUCAGCAACUUUACAGACCCAGUUCAAAAAUUUAUAGAUGAUGCUAUGUUUUUUUAACCUGAAAUGGAUUCCUGGAAAGCUGCCAACAUCUAUAUUUCACCUAAUCAAGCCGAGCUCUAUGAUGAUAUCGUGACCAAUACUAGAGAAUAUUCAGAUAACUUAAUUGAAACAGAUGGCAUAUUAUGCACAUACUAUAUUAGAAUGGAUAAGCAAUAUGAUAUAUACUCAAGAUAGUAACUUUAUAGAAUUUAAUUAGAUACUUUUAGAAUAUAUGGACUGAGUGACCUUCUUGGUGAUAUUGGAGGAUUCAAAGAAUCUCUAUAUUUAAUAGGAAUGUUUCUAGUUGGGUUUAUCCAGGAGAAAUUGUUCUUUUCUUCUUUGCUGAAGAAUGUUUAUCAAGUAGAAUAAUAUUCCAAGCAACCUUAAGAAGAUUCUUAGCUUGUAAUUGAUGAUGAGAGUAGCUUAAAUACUUAAAAUUACAAUAUUGUUCAGUAAAGACCAUCAGAUUAAAAGGAAACUGUUUAUAACUUCAAAAAUAGGAAAAAAAUGUUGAGAGCUUUCAAAUUGAAAAAGUAGGAGGAAAAGAUGGCUAAUGAAAAAAAGGCUGAUUAUUAUCAAACUAACUUGCUUCAGUUGAAUAAGAAUGAAAAAGAAUCUAUGUUAGAUAUGAUAAUGAAUAGAUAGAGAUUCAAUUAUUCUUUGACAGAUCUGUUUAAUUACUUAUUAAGACUGGGCUGCUGUACAAAAAACAAAUAUCUAAUGAUGAGAAAAUCAAUGAAAAAGCAUGCGCUUUUUGGGAAAGGAUAGGAGAAGCUACAAGAUGAGUUAGAUUGUGUAACAUUGCUUAAAUCAAUUAGAUCCCUUAAACUACUAGUUCAAGUGUUUAUGAAUGAAAAUCAGAAGAUGCUUUUGAGGUUCUAAAGGAGAAUGAUUUUAGAUUCUGAAUCAACAUCUACUGAUAGUGAUAGAAACGACUUAGACACUUUAAAACUUUUUGAGAGUAAAAGUUAUGAAUUAAGAGGUACGAUAAAAAGAAAGUUACUAGUUUAAACAAUACAACAUUUUAAAAUAAUACAAUUUAAGAUGCUCAUCUUACUCAAGAUGUGUAUUAAAUAAGUAGAAAAAGAUCUGCAUACUAGUAAUUGGGACCAUAAAGAUCUAGAACAAUUAAAGUUAAGAUAAACAAGCGGAGAAAAGUUAGAUGACUUUGAAGUAUUGAAGUAUAUUAACGAAGAAGAACUUGAUGUGACUGAAUUUGGGAAAUAAGAAUGA
Messenger RNA from Stylonychia lemnae, 1668 nucleotides. The record is from the annotation of a GenBank genome assembly. NCBI's taxonomy places the organism in Eukaryota, Ciliophora, Spirotrichea, Sporadotrichida, Oxytrichidae.